GAUAACCUUUAGUACAAUGUCAUUAGUGUAUCAAAUAAAUAGAACAGUUUCAUACUCGUUCGGUAGAUCAACGAAAGCAGUUUAAAAAUUCGUGAUCCAUAUCGUGCAAAUCAACUUCUCAAAAAAGUCUGCGUGAACUUACUUUCAAAAUGUUGAUACCUUCUUGACUAAUCAUUCAUGAGCCCUUGGACUCGCAUAAACAUCAAACAGCAGUUUAAGAGGAAACCACAAUGACAAAGAGGAAAGCUUACAAACAAUCUCGACGUAAGCAAUAUCUUCAUCAAUCCCAGGAAAGUUUAUUACAAAAAUCAGAUACCUCUGACGAGGUCGAUUGCGUGCAACACAAAUGUACUCCAUUCAAGAAAAGGUCGAGGUCCACUGAACGACUUUUGCAUCAGAGAUCCCCAGAAUCUGUGCUCUUCGAAUCCGAUCAACCUGAUUUGUCAUGCUAUGACGAUUUAAGUCUAGAAAUCGUGCCCACAUUUCGUGAAAUAGAAUUAGAUCUAAAUAAAUUAGACAAAAAUGAGAAAGAAAAAAAAGUUGAACAAAAGGGACCAGAACUGAUCGAAAUAAAACAGGUAAAAAAUUUAUUUAAGCAGAAUAUCGACAAGUCUACAGAGAAAUGCUUUCCAUUGGACAAAACUUUGUCAAUGAACGAUGAAAUAAAAUUAGAAAUGAAUGACUGCCAGUCUCUGCAGGAGGAAAAAUCUUUUUCAAGGACUAGGCUCGACGUUUAUAGUUGCAAUAACCAACUUUGUUCCUCGAAAUCGGCUUACAAUUUUCCUUGCGACUAUACAUCAGAACUAAUACCGCAAUUUGCUAACUUUAAUUCAGAAUCAGAACCUCAAAAUGGAUACCACAAUUUUUUUGAUGAAUUUCAAACUACAAUCUCUGCUUGCGAGUCUGUGGGUCGAUAUGAAGAAAAAUGGGACGGACGGGAUCGAGAUACGAGAUAUGAAAUAGUAAAUGAGAAGAAUUCGCAGAAUUCGGCUGGAAAAAAAUUUAUUAGUAAUUGGAACGAGUGUAGACGAAUUCUUUCCAAUUUACGGCACUUGAAUAGUUUGAAGGUUCGAACGGCGAAUCAAGAAUUUUUUGGGAAUCUUUUACCAAAAUAUAAGAAAUGUGACGAAACAAGAUUACUGCAGAUGAGCCCAUUUUCUUAUAAUACACCAUCUUCGGAAGAAAAUUCAAACGAACGAACGAAUAAGCGUCCUUUUGUAGAUGAAACUGACAAGAUCGAUAAUAAAGUCGAUGACAUACGAGAUUAUAGGGAAGUAGAGAGUAAUACGAGAGUUAGAGCUCAUUCGUAUACUCCGUGCAGUGGCUUUCCACCACCUGCCAAAAGAUGUCGAACCACGCUGAAAUUUGACGAUGAAGAAGAUAUGGAGAGGUUAGAAAAACCUGUUGCUACUAACACGGUUACUAAUUUAUUACCAAUGGAGAAAAAAAAUGUUCAGAAACAUCUUUGUGCUAAACCGACGAUAACGAAGACGCCUUGGAGCGCUGACAGCUCUGAAUCUCCCACCACUUUAAUUUUGGAUCUUCCGGCUGUGCCUAAUUCUAAUGGAUGCAACAAAUGUCUCAAAGAUCCCACAUGCGCCAGCUUCCAUGGAAACAAAAAGUUUCAAAGAUUUCGUUCAGCCAAGAAACCCAUCGCUAAAAUCGUUCUGUUCUGCGUCUGGAUGAUAAAAAGAAUAACGGCUGUGUUGAAAGAGAGUUACGAAAACUUCAAAGCCGCUACAACAUCAACAUCGACGAGGCGGCAAAUGGAGGAGCUCAGUCAAAUCAUGAUAAAGUUACGCUCGGAGAACGAGCAGAUGAUCAACACAUUCCUGGACAAAGUUACUCGUUUGUCUGACCAAAUUACCCAGGUGCGUGCAAGCAACGUAAGUGUCAUCGGUGCUUUAACCGCAGAGGUUAGCGGCAUGCAAGACAUCAUCAAGAAGUUGGCCAGUGGUAACGAAACUUUGAUACAGGAACUACAAAGAUUGCAGCAAGCGUUGGAAGAUACGCGAACAAAAUCUCCAAAGAAAUCUCCGUCGCCUCCACCACCGAUACCAUCAGUUUCACUAUCAUCUACCCCGUUUGCUGUUUUUCCUCCACCUCCUCCACCUCCCCCACCUCCCCCGCCACCUCCAGCACCUCCUUUGCCAUUUCUGCCUCCACCAGCUCCUGCACUUCCGCCAGCACAGCUGCCGGCGCAGCCGAUUACACCGAUCACCCCGAACAACGGCAGAAGCGUCAGGAUGCCCUCGAGAAAGUGCUCAACACCGCUGUUUAAUAGGCCAGCUAUAACCGUCGAGGAUUUGCUGAAGGUGACCCUAAAAAAAGCACCGCAGAACGUUAAGGAGAACAGAAGAAACACAAUACCAGGACCAAAGGGGCCAGUGGUUUCCUUGGACAUGCUACGUAGCGUAAAAUUAAAAUCUGCCAGGCGCAGAACGAGCGAUCAGAUGUCAAGAUCGCCGAGGAGCGGACGAAUAAUUAAAACGCGAACAGCACCGAGCCUCAGCUUGUCUCCGAUCAUGAAGGGCACAGAUAACUCGUUGAGUAGAAUUCUGAAGCAGGUGGAUAUUAAUAAACGACCACGACGUCUGUUGACGAACUCGUCGAGUUUUCGCGAGAACAUUAUCGGAAAAGAUAAUCAGUCGCAGAAAGUGGAAGCCAGUGGUUCGCGAUCGAUGAUUGUGUAAGCGCGUUAUAGUUGAUAAUCGUGGAUUAAAGGAAUCUCACGCGGUCAAUGCAAGAGAUAUGUAUACAAUAUUAGGAAAUUAAAUUAUUCCGUGAUUAAGUAAUCGAUAUACAACAGAUUGGGUCACCUAAUAUAUAAAGAAUAUGUUUGUUUGUGAUAUCAGAGGAUUUAAUGUAUGCCGAGUGUUCUCUUAUAGCAUCGUAACUUCACAAAAAUGUAGAACAUAAGACGAUGGUAUUUUACAGCGUGUAAUUAAGAUAGUUGUAUUCCACACCCUGUAAUAAUGCCUGUCUCUAAUUGCUAUCAGUAUUGGAUUCGUUUAUAUAUAUAUAUGUAUAUUUUUUUUUAUGUAUUAAAUUAUGAUUCUGUGACGUUCAUUAGAAUUGUUAUUGAAGAUCCUGGUUUCAGGUGACUCCCUCUGAACCGAUGACACAUGACGCGAUACAGACAAUAUUUUAUAUAUUUAAUUAUAAUUUUUAACAGUGACGCGUAUGUUGAUAUUUAGUAAUAUAUAUUAAUAAAGAUCCGAAGAAACGAUUAGAGAGUUGUAAUUACUUUAUUUGUAGCUUUCACGUGUGUGUGUGGUUUUACAGAAAAAGGUCGUAUCCGGUGUAAUCGCAUUGAUUGUAAUAAUAGUUAGUAGUAGUAAUAGUACAGAGCGUGAGAACGCAUACGAAUCCGAAAAAAGAAACGACAGAUUUAGUUCUCCUCCAAAUGACGAUAAAUUUCGAUAUCCAGGUCUAAUUAUUCGCUCUCGUGAACUGGGUUAGCGACAAGAUGGAAUGAUCCGAAGAUAAUUAUAAGAAGAAAUAGAAAGAGAUACACAACUAAUGUUUAGAAUACAGAGAUAAGAGCAAAUAUAUUACAUCUAGAAAGAUGGAACAAUAGAUGUGUAAUGUGGUAUGUGUUAUUUCCUUUUUACCGUCUUUCUCUUCCGUGUUUUUUCUUUUUUUAUAAAAAUUGACUAAGCACGCACAACGAUAAUGAAUAAAGGAUAAAAGCGGUCUCAAUCGAUACACCGAUCAUCUAUUAUUCGUCCCUAAUAAUCCUACAGUGAAAUUCAGGUGGUAUCAAUGCCUACCUACGAUUUUAUUUUAUUUUAGCCGAGAACACUACAUUUACGUUUUUUGUUUUUUUAUUAAUUUCAUUAUGAAUCACACGCUACAUCGUCGACGAUAAUAAUAAUGUUAUCGCGUUUGGCUACUCAUCUUGUUUUUAAUCCAUCGUGUAAGCAAGUAAUUGGAUGAGGUAUCUCACAGUUUAUCGUCGUUUGGAAUUCAAUUUAUGCCACAUUCAACUGCCACUGACAAGUUUUCUUUACUGUACCUUAAAAUUUUGCUUUUUCUUUUUUUUUCUUUUUCAAAGAUUUAUCGCUCGUACGCGUGGUAUGUUAUGCACGUAUUACGUAUAUUUUACGUAAA
Messenger RNA from Bombus huntii, 4113 nucleotides. RefSeq lists its product as uncharacterized. The transcript has 5 exons. The coding region runs from base 231 to 2693 and encodes 820 amino acids. The record is from RefSeq and is a predicted model, not a curated record. NCBI's taxonomy places the organism in Eukaryota, Metazoa, Arthropoda, Insecta, Hymenoptera, Apidae.